Cinara cedri is the source of this 15710-nucleotide messenger RNA. The record is from the annotation of a GenBank genome assembly. NCBI's taxonomy places the organism in Eukaryota, Metazoa, Arthropoda, Insecta, Hemiptera, Aphididae.
GGUAUAUUGUAAUAAGUCGAAUGUAGUUUCAGUCGCACGGAUUCGUUCAUCGUCGGCACGCGCGUCGAUUGUGAACACAAUAUUAUCGUAUACUGGUCGGCGGCGGUUUUAGCACGAUAUAUGAAACAUAGGUAGGUGAACAUUAUUUUUAUUUAAUGUAAAAAAAAAAAAAAAAUCCUACACGCGUUUAAUAUGGACAGUUAAAUCGAAAAACUAUUUUCUUUUCCAUAUUAAAAAACCGAUAGUCUAAACCACCGUAUUGCUCGAAUAAUAAUAUCGUAUUUCUCAACCGCGUAAAAAUCUAACAUUCGGAAGUCUCCAUUACAAUUUCGAAAACACAUUUUCACGAUAUUUGUGCGUCAAUCGUUGUUCCUAAAACGAGUUACGAGUUAUGACUAUUUUAAAGUUAUAAACGUAUACUCAACAUAAUAAUAGGCGUUCUUUUUAAUAAUUAGUGUGUUUUGAAAAAUAUAACCGUUUUACUAAAAAUUAAACAUCUAAAAUGUUGCUAUAGAAAAUACAAUAUAAUAGACAAUUCGUCGUUUCUUUACAUUCAUAUAAACGUAUUAACUUAGCGUAGCUAAUACGUAGGUACUUUGUUCUACGUGUUAAUUUAUCGAUAACAGCGUAUUAUUCGUUUGUGAUAACACGGGCGAAUUAAUUUUGGCUGCUAUAGAAAUUCUAAAUUUUAAUUUAUUCCGUCCCAUUAGAACUCAUCGAUACCUAUAUAAAUUUUAUGCCGAUUUUCAAGUAUUUAAAUAUAAGUAUACGGGAUGAUCAACAUAUGUUAAACAUGAAUUGUUUCGAAAAACAAUAAUAUUUUACGGAAAUUGUUUACGAAAAAUGAUAACCUAUAUUAAAAAUUCCACAUACAGAUGGAGUUUUAGUUAAAAUCAAUUUGAAAGUUCAAAUUGAAAUCUUUGAUUUACUUCAAUGGUUUUACGGAUAUCUGAAAUUUAAACACCAAAAUGUAAUUAAACUAUCUCAUUUAUAUAUAUUUAUCCCAUCUAUUUAUGGAAUUUUUAGUAUAGGUGGCCAUUUGAAAAAGAAAAGUGGGUGUUGUUUUAAUCCUUUUAAAUAAUGGCGACAAAAAAUAACCUAAAUACAACAUUUUUGAACUGUGUGUUUCGUAAAUGUUUUUAAAAAACGUAUUUCGAAAAAAGUUAAUAUUUCCCAUGAUAAUGAGUGUCUUAUGUUGCAUUGAUCACCCUGUGUAGAUACGUACGGUUGGAUAAAAAAUAAUUAAAUUAUUUCUUUUGUCCCACAAACAAAUGCAGAAAGACGACCCCCCACCUCUUAUUCAUAUUACAGUCACAAUAUACUCGAGCUAUUGUCAUCUAAUUUCUGCACUGUCUGUUUAAGAAUUAAAAACAUUUUGCAUCAGUUAUUAGAAAAAAAACAGAACAAAACCUAGAGUGACUGUUUCGAUUUACGUCAAAAUUAAAAUAAAAAAAUACUCGUGUGCUAAAAUAUUUUACUCGCUCGUCAUCGCGUUUACAAUAAUUAUAAUUUAUAAUUAUUAUUACGUAUUAUCACACAAAAAAAAUUUAAGUUUAAUAUAUACAGGGUAUUUCACAAAGAUCUGACAAACACAUAAGUUUUGUUCCGUUCGAUAUUUUUUUCUCAUAAUAAUUACUAGAAUUUUGCGCUAUGAUUCCUGCAUUUUAAAUUUUGUUUAUAACUAAAAACAAAUUCUUUAAUUUUAUUAAAGAAUUUUUUUUUUUUUCAAAACCCAAGAAAGCUAUUUUUCAAAUACAUUUCAAAAAAAUAUUUUGGUAUUACCAAUAUUUACAAAUGACGAAUUGUUAAGUUUCUACGAUUUUUAAGUUUACAAAAAUGAUUUAGAAAAUUAUUGUUCAUGGAAAAACUACUGAAUCGAUUGAUACCCUUUAGUGGCAAUAACGAAAACAAUACGAAUUGUAAAUUUCAGAAAAUGUCAAGAGAUUGACGGUUUGUCGUCAGUAAAAACGUCUACCAAUAAAAUUUGUUUUCAAAAAAAAAAAAAUAUAUUAUACUUAUAAUCAAAGUGCGUGGUACCAAUACGUAUUACAAGAAGAAGAAAAAACAUCAAAACAUUAAACUGAACAAAAGUUAUUGCAUUUGUUAGAUCUCCGUGAAACACCCUGUAUAUGUGUGUGUAUAUUUUUUUUUAAACGUCGCAUUAUCACAAUAUUAUUAUUGACUAGGUAUAUAUAUAUAUGUAAGAAAAAUAACGCGGUAAUUAUAUUUUGUACGAGUUCAUCGCUGGUAUUAUUAUUUCGAUAUCUUAAAAAAAACGACACAUAUAAAACUAGGUAGACAAACUGACAGAUUAAACGGGUCGUCAUCGUCGUCGUCGUCACUGAUGCUCGUUUAUUUAUUUUUUCAUUAUCUCGCCUGAUGACCGUAUGUGUGUAUGUAUUUUUUUUUUUUAGACGAUUUUCAACGUUUUCAACCGUCGCAUUCGCGUAUUGUGCGCUAGGUACUCGACACCGCAAAUACAAACACGAAUUCGCGAACAAAUUUCGUUAUUUAAAAAACCAAUACAAUCCAAUAAUUAUUAUUUUUCGAAAUAAUUCAUAAUUGUUGCGUAGGUCUACCGACGGACAUGUCGAUACUUCAAUAUUAUAUAGGUGCAGCUGAUUAUACUUUUAUACGAAGGUUACAGUUGUAUUUAUUUACGUAUUUUAUAUUAUGUAUAAUGUAUAUGCGAUAUCGUAUAUUGUAGUAAUUUAUCAUAUCUAAUAAUAAAAACUCGAUUAUCCGCAAUUAAAUCGCACUCGGUAUAUUUUAUUCCACAUGCACAGUAUUCAAUAUAUUUUAGACUGUGCGCGUAACAAGGGAAUUUUUAAUUUGUUGUGUUGUAAUCAACUUUUCACACAAAAAACUUGAUGUAUCAAGUUUAGCACUUUUUUCGAAACGUUUAUCUAGUUAUUGGUUGCAUUAAGGAGAUCAAUUUUAGAUUUUCCAAAGGGUUUCAUAAUAAUUAGGAAAAAAAUCAAAAAAUCCUUGAAAUGAAAACGGAUUAAUAAGAGUAAGUAUAUGGCAUAAUAAUAAUUCGUUAUUUAAAAUUUUUACGAAUUAUGUUUUCCACUAAAAGUCUUGCUUCAACCCUUAAUAAUUGUGCAAAACCGGAAUAAAAGGGGAAAAAAACAGAAAAGUUUACGGAAAUAUAAUCGUUUCGUUAUUUUCAAUUAAGUUUUUUUUUUGUUUUUAACAAUGUUCGUAGAGACUUGAAAAGUUGACAGAAAACCUAAAUUUACUUCUUUUAGAUGUAGUAGAUAUAGUAAAUAUAAGUUGCAAUUUUUGAGACAUUUAUAGGUAUUUUAUGUUUGCAAGUUUUGCAUGUAGUUUUUGUUUGAUAGACACUAUGUAGAUAAAAUUGUUUGACCAAAUAGAAAUAUUUAUCACAAAAGUUUAAAAAAAAACAUUUCAAUAAUGACUACUCUGAAUUGUUGGAAAAAGUUGCUUAAAAAGUUAUUUAACGUUUACAUUUUUGAUGACAAAUAUACGACCACGGACAAACAACAUACUUAAUUGUAAAGUUAAAAGAUGCAUCCAACAAUAUUCACAUAGGUUUGUUGGACAUCAUAGGAAGAUGGUUGGAAAAUUUUGGAUACAAUUAAAAGCUUAGUACAAAAAAGAAAAUCUGAUGCUGGAAAGUUGGAUCCAUAUUACGAUUAAAUAAAACAAUAAUGUAAUUCUUCUACGGAAAUCAAAACUAAUUUGUUGGACCAUUUUCAAAAGUUGUUGAAACGUAUAAAUGUAAAUAUUAUAUUAUUUUUUUUCUAUUAUUAUACGCGCAUUGUAUGUACUGUUAUAGCGAAACUUCUGGUGAUGGCCGAAAAAAUGUAUUCAACAUAUUAAAAAAAAAAAUGUGUUCUUUAUUUCCAUUUAAAAAAAUCAAAUCUAAGUUGUUGAUCCAUUUUUAUAAGUUUUCGGAACUUGAAAGCGCAAAAAUUAAAUUAUUUCGUAUUUUUAUGUGUAAAUUAUGUAUAAGAAAAAAUCUCUUAAAUAUGUUGUUCUGGAACAAUAUAUAAUUAAAAUAAAUUGGUUGGAUUUCUUGAUUGAGUUUUCCAUGGAAUAACUGCAUUAUAUUGUUUUAUUUAAUCGUAAUGUGGUUCCAACUUCCCAGCACCACAUUUUCCAGUCAUCUCCGAACAAUGUCCAACAAACCCAUAUGAACAUUGUUCGAUGAGUUUUUUCAACUUUAUAUUCAAGUUUUACUCACCAUUGGUGCCGAAUACCCUUAGUGAGUAAAACUUGAAUAACUAAUAUAAUUUUUUCCAACGAAUUCCCACAAAUUUUCAACAAUGUCCAUUGAAUAUCUAAUAUUCAGAGGUUGUUGAAAUGUUUUUUAAAUUGUUGUGAUCUUUUUGGUGCUACCGCGUACCUUAUUAUAAGAAAUAAUAUAAAUAACAUGCCAGAUCAAAAUAUUUCUAUACAAAUUCAUUACUAACCAAAAUUAUUAUAAUAUAUUAUCUAUCAUAAUAUUUUUUUAUUCCGAUUUCGGCGAUCUCUCAAAAUGAAUGAAUCAUUCGAAUACCACCAGACUAGCUCGACUGUAAGCCUGGAAUUCGUAUUAAUUUUGUGUACGUGUAACGAAACGUGCUCAUUUCGAUCAUUUAAUAGUUUAAAAUUUUAAAUAGUUUCAUUGCGUAAUAUUGAGAAGAAGGUACUUACCUAUUUUAAAAAAAUGUUUUUACACAUUUCAUCUAUAUGGACGGGUGUGACUCGUUUCACUCAAACUCGAUCUUUUUCGUUUCGCCCAAACAUGUUUUAGGCAUUUUAAAAUUAAGUUGGGAAUGAUUUUUAAUCAUAUUAUUAAAAAUUUAUAACAAGUUAUUAAUUUAUAAAAAUUGGACACAGUAUAAUAUUAUAAUUCAUACAUAUUGUUAAGUAUGUAUACAGGACAUCCCUGUAUGAAGAUAAACCCCUUGAAUAUCUCCGGAGAUAAUGGAAAUAAUCAAAUUUUAAUUUUUUUUAUAUUACUCACAGGGAUGAGGAAUACAAAUAUUUAUCCAUGAAUUAAUUUUUUUUUUUAUGAAAAAAAUUUAAAAAAUAACUUUUUAUUUUAAUAUUUUCGGAAAAUUUUAAAAUAGCUAUUCUGUAGAGUUUAUUUUUCUGAAAAUGUUGAUAUAUCGCACAUUUAUAUCUGAUGAAUAGUUUCUAAGUAACAGCCGUUUUAAAUUCUGCCAAUCCGUUUUUAAACCGAUGUUAUCUAGGGAAUAACAUAACUACGUUACGUGAUAACGUUCCAAAAAUAAUAAGCUAAAAGUAUUUUUAAUCCAUUUACCAAUACUUUAAUUAUUUUGGUAUUCAGUUGGUAAACCGAAUUUUAAAACGUUCCUAUCCUAAGCCUGUGUCACGUGAAAACGACAACCGAUUAUUUUCAAUGAUGACCAAACAUCAUUGUCUGCUAAAUUAAUUGCUUUUUCAAAGUCAGUAAUGACAUAUUUUGGUGUAAAAUCUAAGCCUAUUUCUUUGCAUUUAUUUAAUAUUACGUUAAACGAAAAUUAUUUGUGCGAAACGGGAAAAGUCGAGUUUAGACAAAACGGGUCCCGCCCAUACGUGGCAGUGGACACGUCAUGUUCAAAGAGUAGCCUUGUAAAAAAUACUUUUUAAACGUGUUUAAGUACAGAUAUAGAUAGAUAUAUUGAACAAUUUUUAAAAUAAGUAUUUGAAUACUUGGCAAAAGUAAUAUUUUAGUAUAAAAACAAGUACUUCAAAAAAGUAUUUAUACAUUGGUACUUUCAAAUUGUUUGAAUAAUAUUUCUCUUAUCUUCUAAGUAAACUGGUUUUGUUUAGCAUUUUUCUAUUUCACAUUAAUUGUAUUGAUCAUUUUACACAUAUUAUUUGGUGUAGGUAAAAGAUAACUACAAUUGUUCUGUAAGCUAUAUAUCUGUUUCCAGUUAUUUAAGCAACAAACAGACAUCUCUAUAUUUUAACGACAAUUAGUUUUCCUGCUUAUAUUAUUAAAAAAUAUACGUCAAUUGGUGUAACAAUCAGGCAAAUAGUUAACGAAUCGUUAGAUACUGAGAUAUUAUAUAUAUAAAUGAAAAUAUCUGGUUGUUUUUUUUUUUUUUUUUGUACAAUAAGACUUAAGCGGAUAUGUUUUUUGCUCCUCCUGAACAAUCUUUUAAAUUGAAGACGUCUGUUUUUUGUCACCGGAUCUUAAACUGUCAGUUCGGUCGAGUCACACGAAAAAAAUAUCUAGGAAAAAUAUUUAUCUUUAUAAAAUAUUUUAAAUAAAACGUUUCUUGGUGUGCUUAUGCUAUUAUGCUUAUUACGCUUCUUAAAAAGUAUUGGCCUUUCUCAUAUGCAUCAAUGCAUCUUUCAGAAGCUGCAGCCGGUAAAUAGUAAUAACGGUGGUAUUAUAAUAAUAUUAUAAGUAUUAUUAAUGCGUUUAUUUUUAAAUACAUUAUUAUAAUAUAUUAUUAAAACAUCAUUAAUUUUUCAAUUAUUUUCAAGCAGCAGAGACAUUUCCAUUAUUGGAACUCAACCAUUUAGAGUAACAAUAAUAAAUAACUAUAACUGUAGAAAAUUUAAGUUACCAAAGUGAGAAUGAGGUGCAUUGCUCCAAAAAUAUCCGCUAAUAGCAUCAAAAUAUCUUUUUUUGUUGAUUACGUUAAUAUAAUAAUUCAAAAUUGGCCGAAAAAAAAAUUCACUAUUCACUAUUAGCUUUCUUAACUUUUAGAUUCUGAGCGGAGCGAGGAAUGUAUAUUGGUGUUUCAAUGAUGUUUAUUUUUAUAUUUAUUUUUUUUUUUAUCUGUGAACAACUUAUAUAGUAAUAUAAUUAAAUAUAUAAUGUCUAUGUAAUUAUUUUACCAUAAUAUAAUAUAAUAUAAAUAUUGUUGACAAAGCAACAUUAUUAACCGAACUCGGCUCAGAAUCGUUUUUCGUUAGCAAUGGUUAAUCAUUGUGCACAGACAUACAUUAAAUUACCCCUUUCAAAAACACUUGGAGAUCUGACCACAUUCCAUAAUAGAACACAAAUCCUCUAUACAUUUUACUGCUUAAUGAUUGCGACAUAAAAAUGUUGUAUGCACGAAAAAAAGAACCGAUACUGUUAAUGGGUGAACCACUGUUGUAGGUAAGUUUUAAUAUUAUAAAAGAUAAUUGACUUUAUGCAUGUAUGCAUUGAUAAAUCAUUGCUAACGAAAAACGUUUCUGAGCUAUGUUUAAUAUGUUUUAAAAUCCUGUCAUUUUUAUGAUUUUCAUCAAAAUAUUACCUCUAAACGCUUAUAAAAAAAACGAUUACAUUAUAAAGUACGUUUCGCCCAUAAAAUACAACCUGUAACGAACAAUGUUUUAAAUUUUGAGCAUUUUUGUUAGACCUAAAAAGUUGUAUCUACAACCAAAUAAAAACUAAACAAAUUUUCAACACUUUGAAUACGCUAUUUAUUUAAGAACUGCCAGAAUAUGAUGAAAAUGUUACUAAGUGGAUUUAAAAAUGCUAAUUUAGUAGUAAUUAGUAUUCUGUAAAAAUUGUUAGGCUCUACUAUUAUUUCAAACCAAAUGAAGUACAGUGAAAAUAAUAGUAGUAAAUUUUCUCAUUUUCCCUAAUUAUUGAGGAAACCGUAGAGAAAAUCAAAAAUGACCUCGCUAGUGCACCGAAUAGAAAACAUUUUCUUUUCUCCAAAAAGUUGUUACACGCGAAAAUUGGAGGAAAGUUCCGGUAGAAUUUUGUUUCCAGCCAGAGAAAAAAAAAACACGCGCAUCAUAGAAAAACUAAUAUAAAUUCCUCGCUACGUUCAUAAUGUAUAAAAAAAACCUACAUAAUUUUGACUGCGAAAUGUUCGUAUGAGUCGUUAAAAAACAAAAACAACCAAAAUGAACAAUACAAUAAAAUAAUAAAUAUAAUAUACAUCUGAAAACGACCGGCGACCGCAACACAAUAAUAAUAACAUCACAUGAAGGUAAUGUACCAUAUUCUGACUCGGUAGUGUAGGUACAGGAAACCGUAAUUAUAAUUACGGCCCGGUAUUCAGCGAUUAAUUACCGGUCCCACUGAUCAAGGCCGUUUACAGGCGGCACUGGUUCCAUAAUGAAUUAUGAUAAUAGUUUUUUUUUUAUUAUUUUUAAGUACCUGUAACACAUAUAUUUUUUAUCCUCAAAUUUUCGCCAUCGUCUCGAUAUUAUAUUAUUCAUUCGCCCCGCGGCGAAAAAUUCCCGUUAAAUCGCGCACGCGUUUUCUAUAGAAUAUAUAUAUAUAUAUUGUAAUUUGUAAUAUUUAUACUAAAGGCGGUCGGCUAGCAAUUUUUUUUUUAACAAAACAUCGCGUGCCAUUCACUGUUUCUCACGUACAAGUGUGCAACACGCGAAUGCUCGUCUAUACGCGUCAUUCGACAGGUGCAACCGGUGAAAAUACCUACGAACAAAAUGUAUCGCGGAUGAAAAUAAUGUGUCUGUGUAGCGCAGCUGUAUUUCUCCAGUAAAAUAUAUUAUAGCUUGUAAACACAUGUUUAUUCUACAUUUACUCGUAUAUAUCAUAGAAAACGUAAAUUAAAAUGGGAGGAUUGGGUUGUAGGAGCGGUGGAACCUGGAAUACAAUUGAGUGAGACAGUGGAGGACAGAAAUAGGGGAAUAUUGGCUUGGAGGCCUAGUUUUCAAAACCAUUACCCCUUAAAAGGACCAUUUACAUAGACAGGUAUUACUAUUUGGUUUUCUUUUUUUUUUUUUUUUGAUUUUACUCUGGUUACUUCACAAAAAUGACGCUAUAUUAUAUUCUGUGGUUAUUACAGAAUUAUCGUUCGGAAUAUCUGAUUUAAAAUUUUUGUAAAGUUUAACGAAACGUGGGAAGGGCCGUUUGAAGAUAACCCCCCGAAGUUAAUUUCAGCCAUUGAUGUAAACGACCACUAAACUUACAAUCGAUGGUGUAUGCAAGGGGAAGUUUGGGGUUAUAUUCCUUUCCCCCAUUGGUUUAAAAAUACAACUAUAAAUAUUUAUUUAGUAGGUAACUCAAUCUUAAAAUGUGUAUGAUUUCUGCCGAAAUAUAAAGAUAGUUUUGAUUAUUAUUGAAUUGAAAAUGGCUUUUUUGAAUCCGGUUUUCAAAUUCUCGUUGUCGGGUUGUAAAUGGAUACAGUGGUGUGCGCAAGGGGGGAAGUAGGGGCUUAAAUAGAAAAAUAAAUAUGAGUAAUCUAAUAUCAAAAUGUAUAUUAUAUUUUAGCCAAGUUACAAAGAAUAGGUUGAUAUAUUGGUUAUAAAUUGGCUUUUUUUAGGAUCCGGAUUUUAAAUUACUAAUUACCAUUGUCAAGGUUGGUAGAGAAAAGGAUUUUACGAUUUAUAGACGAUUCGUAUUUGCUAAACCUCCUCUCAUUGAUUUCUGGGCACGCCAAUGAGUGGAUAUAAUUUUAUAUAAAAAGUUCUAUGGUUUAUUCGUAACUAUUAUUUACUAUACAUUUUCUCUACUUUCAAAAUUCUCAGGCACGAUACUGCUUAUAAUAAUAUUGGAUUAAGUACCUAAAUUACCAACAAGAAUUGACUACUUUAGUUCGAUUAAAAUCUAUUGGUAGUGGGUGUUAUAGGUUUUAGUACUCGGUAACCAAUAAACGUUAUUACGACUAGUUUCUGAAAUGCAAUAAUAACCCACGGCUACGUUCGUUUGAUCGUGAAAACAUAAUACACUCGGUCGGUCUACUAUAUUAUUAUAACAUCAAUAAUAUUUUCUAAAAUUGAAUUGCGACUUUAAAGCGUGUUAUUAUAUCAGUGCGGAGUGACUCUCGUGAUCUCGAAAUCCGGACGGUUCGGUGUUGGGUUAUAAAACUUACUGCCCCGUAAAUACCGUUGCAGUGCAUACAAAACGAGUUGGCGAAAUAUAAUAAUAAUACAGUAAUUACUUAACGGUGUGGGUUUGAUUGAUUAUACGAAAGUGUAUACGUUUUCUCGCGUAACGAGGCCGUCGGUAUUUUUUAGCGGUGCAACAAAUACAUAGGCGAAAAAAAAUCCACCAAUCUUUGUAUCCGACCGAGAGACAAGCGAUUUAUUAUUUUCCGCGGUCGUCGGCCUGUUAAUUUAUUAUCCGGCACAUACUCCCGGACGAUGACACUCGCUCGACGACGUACAGCGUACAAAACACGAACAAAUAUCCCGAAAUUGGUAAAAGAUUUCGUCGAAAUCCCAUUAUACGAGCGUGUAUUAUUAAUCUUUGAACGAAUUUAAAAAAAAAAAACUUUUUUUAAAAUUCCUCUGCGCCUGCAAUAUCUAUCGAAUUGUUCACAACAUAUUUUACCCGACCAACCUUGCACUAGCGUUGAUGUGUUUUAUCUUUUAGGUAUCUUAUUUAGACAAGUUAGAAAUAAGUUAUCAGAGCUAUUAUCAUAUUGAACCGCCUAGAUAAAUAUUUUUAAUUGUAAUUACUCUCCCCAUUUUAUACACAGAUUCAAAUGGAGGAUAUAUUUUAAUAAAUCUGUGAUAAACAUAUUAAUAUUUUUACCGGAUUUAUCGUUUAUCAACAGUUUAAAGUUUAGACCAGAAAAGAAAAAUCACUGAUUUAAUCUCUCUGGAUACCUAUCAUGUAAUCCGUUAAUCGACGUCAUAAAAUAUCUAUACACUAAUAAUACAUAUAAUAUUUAUUUCAUUUGUAGUAGAUAACGCUAUUAUGGGAUGGGCCCACUGUUCUUUGGACUGGUAAAGUUGUUCGGAAUCCAACAAUUUCACCGGGAUUUCUACCCAGAGAGCGGCCGCACAAGUAUUUAGGUACACGUACUACCUAGAAGGUAGGUAUAAUAUACCUAUCUAUUAACACCGGUAACAUCUUUUUAAAAAACAAAAUUUUUAUGUUUACGUUUUUGGACAAAAUAUUGAAUUGCUACUUAUACAGGUAUGUAUCUUCAUUAUUGUUAUGAUUCGUUAAAUUUAAGGUGGCUACAGUAUCGGCGGCCGACCCGAGGGCUCUUAUGUCUUGUAUCGCGUGAACGGUGUGAACGCCGCCGCCCGCAAUCCGGUGAAAAAUAAUGAUGGACUUUGGGGAUGAGUCGUCGAGUCGGUCUCCGCCGCCGUUCUCACCGUCGAUGUCCGUCGGACUGUCUCUAUCAUCACCGCCACUACUGCAGCCGCCGUCAAAGUCGUCGGUGGCCGCGUUCAAGCCCAAACGAUCAGCCGCCAUAUCGCACCUGACGGGACUGGGCAACGGUGGCCGCGGCUGCACCGAUUUUUACCUGAAGGACCCACUGUUGUCCGUUCAGCAGUCAAACGGUUCGUCCGCCGCAGUAGCGUUCGAGGCCGCAGCAGUGGCGUUCGAGACCGCCACAGCCAUGGCUACCGCAGACACCACCACAGACGUCAUGACCACCGAUUGCCACCUGACGGCCAAGACGAACGGACGGCCUAGCCCGACCACAAUCAAGUGGGCCGUUUUUUUUUUCUUUAUAAAGAUUUAGUUAACUAAGUGUGUAUACAUAUGCAUAAUGUAUAUGUUAAUAAUUAUGCACGUAUCAAAACAAAUCGUGCCGUCAGUCCUAUUUUCGGACAUAAUUAGAAUAUAGACUUUUAAUUUGAUCUAGACGCAUUCUCGUAUCGCGGAUUUAUUCAAUCUUUCAUUUGUUCGUUUCAGUUUUAAAAAACCGAAUUUGACGUUGACGUCGAUCUAUCGGAAAUCCAAAAGACGGGCGCUGGCAAAAAACGGCGACUGCAACAUCAUCCUGGCCAACAUACCGAAAUUGCGCCGGCGCUACAUGCAAGACCUCUUCACCACGUUGGUGGACGCUCAGUGGCGCUGCACACUGAUGGUGUUCUUGAUGAGCUUCAUACUCAGUUGGUCCGGUUGCGGCUUCAUUUGGUACAUGAUCGCCUACACGCACGGCGAUUUCGCGCCGGAAAACAUGAACAACGUCACGUGGCAGCCGUGCGUAAUAAACAUGCAAUCGUUCACGGCCAGUUUUUUGUUCAGCAUCGAAACGCAGCAUACCACCGGUUUCGGUUACCGGAUGGUCACCGAAGAGUGCGUGGACGCCAUAGCGUUCUUCUGUUUCCAGAGCAUCGCGGGACUGAUGAUUCAGGUAAAUCUAUACAAGAAAAAUGAUGUUUAGAAUCGUGGUUAAAUAGACUAACUACACGCGGGCACGCAACUCCGCGGAAACGGAUGUUUCCGAUCUCUGAGAGUAUUUUUUUCCCCAGACUUGAAAGAAACCGUUUAGUACGCGAUUUUCUACGAUUUUCUUUUCUUUCCGAUCACGCAGGCGUUCAUGGUGGGCAUCGUGUUCACAAAAAUGGCCCGGCCGAAACAGCGCAGUCAGACCAUUAUGUUCAGCAGAAAUGCCGUGAUAUGCCAGCGAGACGGACAGCUGUGCUUUAUGUUUCGGGUAGGUGACAUGAGAGAAAAGUCUCAUCUGAUCGGGGCCUCGAUCAGGACGCGGUUCAUUCGGUCCCGGAUGACGCCGGAAGGAGAGAUGUUGUCACCACACAUCACCCAUUUGAAAGUGAGUCGAUCAGAGAGUGAAAAAUUAUAAUACAACAAUUUACCGCAGGUUUCUAAAUUAUUUUAAAGAAAUGCCCGGACAGUUUUUAUCACCGUAUUUCCGAUGCGUUUUAACAAAAUUUAGCUUCCGGUAAUUUUAAAAAUAUUUUUAUGAAUACAAACGUUGUAUACAGAAUGAUCAGAAUUUUAUAUUACAAUUUUCUCCCAUAAAUAUAUAAAAUAAAGAAAAAUGUAUAAUACAAAUGUUUUUAGAUUUAUAAACAUCUAAAGUAAUUUAUAUUAUUUUUUUACUGUAUUAUUUUUUUAGGGGGGGGGGGGUUAAAGGUAAACUUUUGAAAUUCAAAUGGGAAUUCAGAAUUCCAUAAAAAGAUACAGUAUUAGUAUAAAUAAAUUUCGGUGUAGACAUUUUCUAUUUCUGUCAACUCGUUGACGAAAUAUUUAACUUUUUAAUGUAGGUAGGUGAAAGUAAUGGCGUUUAAAUAGUGUUUACAAAUUAUUUUAGAUGUUUAUAAAUCGAAAAACUUGUAAUAUACAUUUUUAUCUAUUUUAAAUAUGUAUAGGAGAAAAUUGGUGUAACAUAAAAUUCUGAUCACCCUGUAUAUUAUAGACAUUAUAGUCAAACACAUGUUGGUAAUUAGCAUACUUUCAUAUCUUUGGAGUCAUAUUACCUGACACUUGACUUUUAAAGUACACUUUUUUUUAAUUUUUAAACAGAGAAGACGGUUUUUAAUUAUAUUUUACUUUUCUCGUUUGUAACAAAACAAUCUCGUGGUGUUAAACGCAGCACGAAUAAUUGAAAUAUAUAACAAAACAAUGUGCUAUGGACAAAAGAUAAUAUUACUGUUUUUAACCCGAGGCGUUUGUUAUGGAUGACUUUUCUCUUUAAGUAUUCAUAACGUGUAUAUCGAUGAAGAAGAAGUCAGUAGUUGUAUGUCCACUUACGUUGUACGUUCCAAAAACAUUUCAUGUAUCCACGCAGUAGAUUUGGGACGACUUUUAGAUUCCGCUAAAUAUGGUAUAGCCAUUAUAGACCAAGACUAUUAUAUUACUGUAGGUUUUUUUGUGUAAAGUAAUAUGAAAAAUAAUAAUCAGCCGUCAUGCGUGUGCGUUGAUCUACACCUAUCUUCCUUAUCUCCUAGUAGGUACUAUUUUUAGAUUUUUGGAUUGCAUUUCAGGUUUUUUUUACUUGAAUACUUGCUCUAAUCAUAAUUUUUAUACAUAUCCAAAAUUAGUCCAAAAAAUCAAUUUUAAUUUAUAUUAAUACAUGCAAAUGAUUUAAAUAACAUUAUAAUUAGGUUUUACGUGGUUUAUUAACAAUAACAUAACAAGUAAGUACGAUAAGUGAAUGCUGAUUUCACUUAAAUUUUAAGCAUACAAUUACUACCAUUUCUAAAAAAAAAAAAAUUACAAAAAUAUGGAUGUUUGGUGUUUUAAACUCAAAAACACGAUUUUUAGAAAAAUCGAGCAUCCUGAAGUUUUUUUAACCAUAACUUCCAAAUGAAGUUUGAGUGAAUUCUUUUGAAAGUACCAAAAAAUAAGCAUGCAAAAACACACAUUUUGGAGAAAAAAUAUUCUAAAAAAUCGAUUGUGAGCUAAACUGCAUUUAUGCCACACAAAAUAAAUACAACUAAUAGUUCGUAUAUAUAUAAUGUCACCGUGGUGUACGCUAUACACGACCGUGGUUAACGUUUAUGAUAUUUUUAUAAAAUAAAUAACGAGUAAAUUGUUACUAAUUUAUAAUGAAAUAAAAAUACAAAAUACAUUUGUGUUCAAAUUCCAAUAUGUUUGUUAUUUCUACAAUUAAAACUAAAAACACGUUAUAAAAUUUCGGAAACACAUUUGCAAUUCAGGGGAUACAGUAUUUCAGGCCCUGAUUAUUAAUAAUAAAUAAUAAUAGAUAAAGUAGAUUACUACUUGUAUUAUAGAUAUAUUUGUUCUAACAGAAGAAAUGAUAAGAUAAAAGUAUUUUUUAGAGAAUAAAGGAAAUUCUACUUGUUUCUCGGUGAGAUUUGGUGAUAAGAUAGUGGUUUUAACGUCAAACAAUUCGACAUGGACCGUAACACAAGUUUCUUCCAUAGUUUGGUACCAUAGAAUUCGUCCAAUCACAACCGAACUUUAGAAACGAUCUCUAUGUCACUUUUAGACCACCUCAAUAAUCAAUAAUGAAAUUUUUCAGGAGAGGUAAAAUAUCACGAAGAUAAAUGUCCGUAGUUACACCGGACUUGAGAAUGUCUAUCUGCCCCUAAAAACAACCAUAAAGUCAUGAACCUUCUUUUAAUCUUAAUUCGUUUAUUCUGUUUGUAUUGUUUAUGUAAACUACGUCAUCUAUCAGUGAGUAGAGUAUUUUUUCAAUUCCGGAAGGCCGAAAGUUCUUAUCCGGGACAUUACAGCGUGUGUAUUUUUGUAUUCCGGAUUAUUACAAUCCAGGACUUUCUGGUAUAAGCAUUUAUGCUUUCCAGAUUUUUACAGUUCGGAAUAUUCCGGUCAGAGCAUUUAUUUUCUCGGUUGAUUACAGCCUAUCAUAAUAUUCUAUUUUCCGGAUUUUUACAGUUCGUAUGGUUAUUUUCCGGACAAUUCUGGUUUACCUGCCUUAUUAAUCUAUUUAUACGAAACCUCUUUUCAGGUGAGCAUAGAUGACUACGACGAUCAAGUGUUCCUGAUGUGGCCAGUCGUAGCCGUACACAAGAUCGACCGAGACAGUCCUAUCUAUGAUCUAAGUGCCGCGGAUCUACUAAACGAGAGAUUCGAAGUGGCUGUAAUCCUGGAGGGCACCACCGAGUCGACCGGACAGACGGUGCAAGCUCGAACUUCGUAUUUGCCGUCCGAGGUGCUCUGGGGCCACCGUUUCCGACCGCUGGUCAAAUACUGCAAAACCAAAAUGGCGUACGAAGUUGAUUACUCACUGUUCCACGAGGUGAGCAAAGUGGAUACACCACUGUGCAGUUCGAAAGAUUUGGAAAACUAUCUCAUAAUCAACAACGAUUCGAAUCAAAAUAUCAUGUGACGCCAUGUAACGUGUAAUAUAUUAUAUUAAAUGUAUUCUGGUCAUUUCUUUGUUUAAAUUCCCUUUUUAGUUAACGAGCGAAGCUAUAAUUUUAUGUUGUCACACUGCGGCGAUGUGUGCAGUACCCCGUCACAAAGGUUGCCCGACAGAAGCGUAUAUAUAUUUUCAGCUUUCGGCAUGCGAGUACUAAUUUUUAUAAAAUUAUAUUCACCUCCCAAAUCAUUUAAUAAUUACGGGAAUAAGUUAAAUUAUUAUACACGUAAUUGUAUUUUUGAUUAUAAUAUGCCAACAACUUCAGUAAAACAAAAU